AUGGCUGCGUCCCCGGCGGGGUCGGUGGUGAGCGCCGGGCUGGAUGAGAGUCCCACGGGGCUGAGCCCAGCCCCUGGGAAGGAGCUGAGCCCGGUGCUGCUGUGCAAGGUGUGCGGGGACACCAGCAGUGGGAAGCACUACGGCAUCUACGCCUGCAAUGGCUGCAGCGGCUUCUUCAAGCGCAGCGUCCGCAGGAAGCUCAUCUACAGGUGCCAGGCAGGGACAGGGCUGUGCCCAGUGGACAAGGCUCACCGCAACCAGUGCCAGGCCUGCCGGCUCAAGAAGUGCCUGCAGGCUGGCAUGAACAAGGAUGCCGUGCAGAACGAGCGCCAGCCCCGCAGCACAGCCCAGGUCCAGCUGGACAGCAUCCAGCUGGAUGCUGAGCUGCCCCCUGAGCACGUGGCCACCACAUGUGAGGUCCCCCCAUCAACCUGUCCGGCUCCUCGUGGCCCCGGUGCCACUGUCACCCCGGGUCCCCGAGCGCCCACACCGCCCACCAACCAUCGCUUCAUGGCCAGCCUGAUGACAGCUGAGACCUGCGCCAAGCUGGAGCCCGAGGACGCUGAUGAGACAGUGGAUGUGACGGGCAGCGAGCCGGAGCGGGCGGCGGGCGAGUACCAGGUGGCGCCGUACCCGGCAGCCAGCCCUGAAAACAUCUAUGAGACCUCAGCACGUCUCCUCUUCAUGGCCGUGAAAUGGGCCAAGAACCUGCCCGUCUUCUCCAACCUGCCCUUCCGUGACCAGGUGAUCCUGCUGGAGGAAGCAUGGAGUGAGCUGUUCCUGCUCUGUGCCAUCCAGUGGUCCAUGCCCCUGGAGAGCUGCCCGCUCCUGGCUGUCCCUGAGCCGGGCCCUGGGAAGCUGCUGCCGGCCACCCUGGACGUGCGGGCGCUGCAGGAGACCCUUGGCCGCUUCAAGGCGCUGGCUGUUGACCCCACAGAAUUUGCCUGCAUGAAGGCCGUGGUGCUCUUCAAACCAGAGACCCGUGGCCUGAAGGACCCUGAGCAGGUGGAGAACCUGCAGGACCAGUCACAGGUGAUGCUGGGCCAGCACAACCGUUCCCACUACCCCGGGCAACCCGUCAGGUUUGGGAAGCUGCUGCUGCUCCUCCCAGCGCUGCGCUUCAUCUCCUCGGAGCGCGUGGAGCUGCUCUUCUUCCGCCGCACCAUCGGCAACACCCCCAUGGAGAAGCUGCUGUGUGACAUGUUCAAGAACUGAACCCCCUUCCUGCUGUCACCUGGCU
Camarhynchus parvulus is the source of this 1240-nucleotide messenger RNA. It is a transcript of the gene NR2E3, whose product is annotated as nuclear receptor subfamily 2 group E member 3. Bases 1 to 1215 code for a protein of 404 amino acids. The record is from RefSeq and is a predicted model, not a curated record. Gene Ontology annotation, biological process: negative regulation of transcription by RNA polymerase II; anatomical structure development; cell differentiation. The transcript is spliced from 8 exons. Gene Ontology annotation, molecular function: nuclear receptor activity; RNA polymerase II cis-regulatory region sequence-specific DNA binding; zinc ion binding. NCBI's taxonomy places the organism in Eukaryota, Metazoa, Chordata, Aves, Passeriformes, Thraupidae.